CACUCAUCCAAGUCCUCGGCGGUGGUUUUCGUGUCUUCAGCUACAGAACCGGGAUCCAAGGUUCACGACAGCGUCAUGUUGUAUUGCCCUAAGCAUUUGAGACUCCUAGUCUCUUGUACUAGGUAGGUAUGGCCGAUCAGGUAAAUAUGGAGCAGUAACCUGCUCCUUCUUGUGUCUUUCAUUCGUGUCUUCACUUUCCUGUUUCUCCACUGCUGGUCUGCAAUCAUGCCAGUGUUCACAGAAUAUUCUACUUCUUCGCGUGACUUACGCGUUCUUCCUUCUUUUGCCCCUCCACUGCCACGUCUAACACCCAGUUUUGAACCCGUCGAGGGCGAGGAGAGGUAUGAAGUUGUGAUUGCGGGGGCAGGACCAGCAGGUUUAUUUCUCGAAGUCCUCCUCGCACGGUACGGCCUCAGCGACAAAUCCCUCCUCUGUAUCGACUCGAAACCCACUGCCUUGAAAUCUGGCCAAGCAGAUGGUCUGCAACCACGGACACUGGAAGUGCUGAAGAGCUUGGGACUGGCAGACGAGAUCCUGACAGAAGGUUGUCAGAUGUGGGAAGUGGCAUUUUGGAAUCCAGCUCAAGACAAGAAUGGAGGAAUUGAGCGCACAUCAAUCGUGCCAGACGUUGCGGUUGCGGCGAGGUUCCCUCACGAAGUCACAAUCCACCAAGGACGAAUUGAGCGCAUUCUCGAGGAUGAUCUUAGACGGUACUCUGCACGUGGCGUGCAAAGAUCUACCAAACUUACAAAGGUUGUGCUUGAUGAAGCUGGAGAUGCGGAGUUCCCUGUCCUGGUGGAGAUGGAGGGGCCAGAAGGCACACGAAGUGUUCGGACGAAACAUUUGGUGGGAGCAGAUGGGGCACACUCACUGGUUCGCAGAUCAAUGGAUUUCAAGCUAGAGGGGGAGACUUCGGAUUUUAUCUGGGGUGUUGUGGAUUUUGUCGCGGAUACCGACUUUCCUGACAUCAGACGACGAUGUGCGAUACAUUCGGAUAAUGGGAGUGUGAUGGUCAUUCCGAGAGAGAGGAUCGCGACUGGAGAAUAUUUGACGAGACUGUAUGUCCAUGUUCAGGAGGAGGUGAAGCCUGAAAGUGACAUCGCUGGAGAGGAAGGCGUGAAAGGCGCCAGUAAGGCGGAGUCAAAGGCCAGGAGAGAGAAGAUUACCAUGGAGAGCAUAUUUGCACAAGCGCAGGAAGUUCUCAAGCCAUACUACAUCAAACCGAGACGGGCAGAUGCUGUGGAUUGGUGGGCUGCAUAUCAGAUUGGACAGAGAGUAUCCGAGAACUUCGUCAAGCAGGAUUCGAAAGGCGUGAAUAGAGUGUUUAUUGUGGGCGAUGCCUGCCAUACUCAUAGCCCAAAAGCCGGCCAAGGCAUGAAUGUGUCCAUGAUGGAUUCCUAUAAUCUAUCAUGGAAGCUUAUGCAUUAUCUCAACGGCUUAUCUCCGAUCACUAAUUCUCGAGACACCAUCCUCGAUACUUUCGAGACAGAACGUCUCACCAUAGCUAAAGAGCUCAUUGCCUUCGACAAAGAGUUCUCGUCCAUGUUUUCAGGCAAGAUUGGUGCCGAAGGAACAGAAGGUCUUACACAUGACCAGUUCCUUGAGGUCUUCAGCACAGGAAAUGGAUUUACAAGUGGCUGUGGAAUUGAAUAUCCCGAGACUUCAUUGGUUGAGAAGAAUAUUCCUACAGGCUUGGUAACCGGCUCGGAUUACCUCGGUGGCAUUCUGAAGCCCGGUAGGAGACUUCUCAAUGUGAAGGUUAAGAGACAUGCAGAUGGCUACAGGCGAGAUCUGCAAGAUGGUAAGUCACUGCCCUCAUUUGACACUUUGCAAGUACUCAUCAGCUAGACUUCCCCUCCACCGGCCGAUACCGCAUCCUUGUCCUCACAUCAACCGACCUCCUCACCCCAAGCAGCCCCUCUAGUCAGUCCAUCGCCCAUAUCCCCUCCCUCCUCGCCUCCUUCCCAGCAGGCCUGAUCGAGCUUGUCGUAUUACAUCCUCUUCCCUCCAACACCUUUGAAUGGAAAGAUCUCCCAGUAGCAGUGAAAACCCAUGCUGAGAUGAGUUUCUACAAUGGCACGGAACUGCAGGAUGCGUAUGCUGUUUAUGGAGUUGAGAAGGAGAGAGGGGCAGUGGUGGUUGUGCGACCGGAUGGGUAUGUGGGUUGUUUAGCUGAGUUGGGGAAGGGUGAGAUGGGCAUGGGGAGGGUGCAGGGGUAUUUGAAGGCUUGUUUGAGGGUUGUUGGGGAAAUGAAUGGGCAUAGUUGAGUGAGGAUGUGAUGCAUGUUCUCUGUUUUGCUUAAUAAGUGAUUUCUUGAACAUGAAGAUCACGAGAGUAGUAUGUUAAUCUACGCGCGUUUUCUAGGAGAACUCAAACGUAGUGCAUCUUGAAAGUUUACAUUCCAACGAAGAAGCAACUCAUCAAACACAUCGCACAUUUUCCACUUCGAACAUUCCUUCCAGGCAGUUUAGCAUCUUCCUCCAAGACAGUAACCGCGAAUCGCCUACGAACCCACCAACAUCCUCCCCACCCCCCAAUACAGGGUUUCUCCUUACAAUCCACAGUCCCUUCCUCCAAACCGUGCGUCUCCAAUCUCUAAGAAACCCCCCUCCAAGAAUUCUAUCAGAUGCUACCACCACGAGCCCAUCUCCUCAUCCCCAAAUAACACCCAAUCGCCGACGCCACAACCAUAAACGCAAACCCAGCGAUGAUAGCAAUAGUCGCUAUUCCGAGUUUCUCCUGUGGCUUUAGUGGUGUUGGUUUGUUGUGAGCGAAUGCUGCUAUGUCGAGGGCUGGGCUUUGAGAGCUGCUGGUGGUGGUUUCUCGCUUGUGGAUGGUUUGGGACGACGGUGGGGGUGUUAGGGAUGGUUUGUUGAUGGUUCGCUUAAUCUCUUGGGUGGAGAGGGUCGGUUGAACACGACAGCGGAGGUUGGCAAGGAUGGAGAAUGGCGAGGACGGAGAUGGUAGCUGUGCAGAAUACAAGGCAGAUGAGGGUAUUCAGGUUCAUGGUGUACUCUGCUGUUGAGAGUUGAUUGGUGGAGUGGGUUUUGUGCGAUGGAAAUGCUUGGAGGGUGAUGGAGGAGCGGUCGAUUAUUCAUGUUCGGACGGAGGUUGGCGAAUUACAAUCAUCUAAGUGGUUACGUUCUGAAUGCGUAACAUAAGACAUGUGCUUAUUGUCCU
Molecule: messenger RNA, 3180 nt
Organism: Cadophora gregata
Lineage: Eukaryota; Fungi; Ascomycota; Leotiomycetes; Helotiales; Ploettnerulaceae
Exons: 3
Coding region: 226-1848 (540 amino acids)
Molecular function (GO): FAD binding
Source: RefSeq, a predicted model, not a curated record